This is a messenger RNA of Astyanax mexicanus (Mexican tetra), 2951 nucleotides long. It is a transcript of the gene sfxn5a, whose product is annotated as sideroflexin 5a. The record is from RefSeq and is a predicted model, not a curated record. Gene Ontology annotation, cellular component: mitochondrial inner membrane. Gene Ontology annotation, biological process: citrate transport; monoatomic ion transport; mitochondrial transmembrane transport. Gene Ontology annotation, molecular function: citrate transmembrane transporter activity; monoatomic ion transmembrane transporter activity. The coding region runs from base 762 to 1568 and encodes 268 amino acids. The transcript is spliced from 11 exons. Lineage: Eukaryota; Metazoa; Chordata; Actinopteri; Characiformes; Acestrorhamphidae.
UUAAGGCAUGUGCGACAGAAGCUGAAGUAAACUUCGGGUUUUAUUACAGUAUCAUUGUAAAUAUUAACGUGUUCAUUGUGUGGACGGGUUUACCUCGCUUCAGCAUGGGUGACUCGACCGUGUUUCCUUUCUUUAGACUGGGAGAGUCUCGCUUUGACCAGGGGUCGCUUUAUGGUAGAUUAAGACACUUCCUGGAUGUGAUUGACCCUCGCACACUCUUUGUAUCAGAGACUCGUCUAAAUGAAAGUGUUAAACUCUUAGAGCACUUCAAAGCUGGCACUCUACCCCCAGGUGUGACCAAUGCACAGGCCAUCCUCCAUCCAGAUACCGGAGAAAAGAUCCCCAUGCCCUUUCGCAUGUCAGGUGAGGGUGUGAGCAUACCUCUGGAGUAAGCGCGUGUGUGUGUGCACCGUGGCUGGUCGGCUUUUUGCUCCUUGUUACCGGCCCUGGAGACGUGGGCAGCGUGGCAGGGGGUCUGCGCAAGCUGAGUGAUUGGAAAAGGUCACACUCAGCUGGGCUCUGAUUAAGGCCUCUGCCCCCUGCUGUCUGCAACUGCUGUUGGGCCUCUCAGAAAUGGGAGUAUUUUAGUCUGGUGUUAACACAGCUAUUUAAAGACAGGAAAGAGAGACCCGCUCGCUGGAACGGGCUGAUGGCCUCCACUGGAAUGAACGAUAUAGACUUUUUAGGAUAAUAAGAGUGUUAUUAGCAUAUGAAAGGUCAGUGAUGAUGAUAUGUGAGCACCUAUCCAUAGGAUAAUUAAGAUGUAUAGUGACUUAUACAGCAAGUUAAUCCACAUGGCUCCAUAUUCUGCACUUUCACGUUUUUUUUUUUCGUCACAAAGUAAAGGUUUUGCAUACUUUCCUCUUCUGCUUAACUUUUACUUUUCUAUUACUUUGUGCUUUGUCUUUUUUACGCUCUUUGUUUUCUCAGGUUACAUCCCCUUUGGUACUCCAGUGUGGCUGAACCAGAGCCACAACGCCUGUGUGAACUACUGCAAUCGCAAUGCCUCUAAGCCUACACCAUUCUCAAAGUUCUUCCAAGGGUACCUGGGUGCAGUCAGCAGUGCAGUAACCAUUGCUGUAGGGCUAAAUGUGCUGGUUAAGAGAGCUGAUCGUUUCAGCCCAGCAACACGACUCCUGGUCCAAAGAUUCAUCCCUUUCCCUGCUGUGGCGAGUGCCAACGUGUGUAAUGUGUUGCUGAUGUGCCACAGCGAGUUGUCUGAGGGCAUCAGUGUUCUAGAUGAAGAUGGAAAUGUAGUGGGCACCUCCAAGCUAGCAGCCAGGCGUGCACUGUUUGAGACGGCUGUGACACGCAUGGUCCUUCCCAUGCCCAUUCUGGUGUUGCCGCCCAUGCUGAUGACUGUGCUGGAGAGACUGCCUCUUCUGCAGAGAUACCCUCGUCUUGUGCUGCCAGUACACAGCCUGGUGUGUCUCGGUGCCUUCAGUCUGGCCCUGCCCCUCGCCAUCAGUCUAUUUCCACAAAACAGCCAGAUUCAUGUUUCUCAGCUUGAGCCAGAAAUGUCUGUGGCGACAGAGUGCAAGGUCCUAACCUACAACAAGGGUCUUUAACCAAUCAGGAUGGUGGAACGCCAGGCGAAAAACGCCUGAAAAUUGUGGGUCAGGAGAUCUUCUUCAUCAGAUGGCUGUGAAGCUGUGAGUCCAAAGUGCAGUGAUGUAACGAAGCGUAGCGCAGCUCCACGCAGCCCGGUCAUGCUAAAGAAGGCUGUGAGGACAUUCCUCCCCCUGUGUUUGGUUCUAACCUGCCACGGAUGUGUGUGUGUGUGGAAUUUAUUAUCACUUGCAUACUGCGACAGGCACAUUCACACGCAGGCGCUAAUCACAUUUUUUUUUUGCAUUUGCUUGAAUACGCCAUUGGGUAGUUAAGAAUAUUAACGCCAAAUCAACAGGAAAUUAACGGCUGUAUCAUAAAUUGAGUGCCAUUAUUUCAAGCUUUGUAGCUUUUUCUGGAAGAAAAACAUGAUCAUGCAUUUUAAAAAGGGCUUCAUUAUCACAGCUGUACUGCUAAUACUUCAGUUAUUUUCUGAGAACAGUGUUUACACUUUAGCAGAGAUUUGUGUUUAACAGGCAGGAAAUAGAGACAAUAUUUAGUAUAUUUUGGAGAAUAUUUAACUACUUGACUAUUUAGAUUACCUGAGUAAAUAUAUGUAACAUCCAUUUUAUAUUUUAAAAUUAGACUUACAUUAAACUGCAGAUAAAAGAACAGAAAUCAGUUUAAUUGAAUGUGCACUCCAAGAACCUAUUGAAUAUUCAUACACUACACUGUAGUAUUUUUUUAAGAGUUUUCAAAGAAUUCACAUGUCACCAGAUCAGUACCUGUAGGCUUGACCUCCUCACCAUAUUGAAUAAAAUGAAAUAAAAUGAAAUAAAAACAUUAUAAAACAAAUCUGCAAGAAUAGAAAGAGGCAGAGUUUUGAGCCUUUAUAAUUGUGCCUUUAUUAUUUUUAUAAUAUUAGUGAUUCAUAUUUAUUUAAUAAACUGAAUGAAUUCAUUUGCUGCAUUUUAGUCAUUUAAAGUCUUAAAUAAAUAACACAAAAAGAACAUGAGAAUAUCUACUGAGCUCAAAUUGUGAAUAAAUGAGGCAGGGUAAUUGUUAGAUUAAGUAAAUAUAUUUACUUUAUUUCUUUGUUUACAGAAAUGGGUUGUGCAGUAGCCUAUUAAUUCUGAAAUGGAGUGAAUGCUUCAAGAUGCUUAGACUCUUUAUAAAACUGUUUACUUGAAUAAAAGAAACAGUAUAUAUUCCACCGUGGGUCUAAUCUUAGGUAUGACUGUAUAAUUACAGUAAAGUUGUAAAACCACUUAAACACUAAUGUCAUACUGUUGUUGUACUUAUUACUGGAAAGCAGCAGCAGCUGAUAACAAAUGUGUCACUGCUGAGUCACAGAGUUUAACCUGGAUCCUGGAAAGCCUUGAAACCUGAACCAUAUUCAUCUA